GCGGGGCCAAUCGCCUCGCCCUGCACCUUGGGCUGGAACUUGAGGCGGCUUCGCCCCCAAUGAUGCUCCAGUUGCAAGAGCAACGCAAAUUUAUCAUUGUCCCGAGAAAGAGGAGCGGCGUGAUUCUUGCCCAUCUCAGCAGAACGACUGGCUUCCUUCCGCUAGACAAGCCAGCGCUCGGGUUGUGAUUUUUCUGGGGAAAGGGGCGACCCACACGCCUGCCCAGCACAGUAAGCGACACCUCUUGGAACCGUGUUUGCCGCUGCAGUCGGCCAACGUGCCCUGCCCAAACCGCGGCUCGAUUCGUCCGCCUCUUACACUUAAUUUAUCCGUGGAUCAUUUGGAUAGUCCGUCUUGUAAAUGUUUAGCAUUUUGCUGCUUUACUGCUUCUUUCUGGGGCCAGUUCCAGCACUUGCCAAGACCGGCGAAGAGAGGCGACUGAGCCCGGAGAAGAGCGAAAUAUGGGGACCUGGGCUAAAAGCCGCUGUUGUCCUGCCUGCGCGCUAUUUCUAUAUUCAGGCAGUGGAUACGUCAGGAGAGAAGUUCACAUCUUCUCCAGGUGAAAAGGUGUUCCAGAUUAAAAUCUCAGCACCAGAGGAGCAAUUCACCAGAGUUGGAGUCCAGGUUUUGGACCGAAAGGAUGGUUCCUUCAUAGUAAGAUACAGAAUGUAUGCAAGCUACAAAAAUCUGAAGGUAGAAGUCAAAUUCCAAGGUCAACAUGUUGCCAAAUCUCCAUAUAUUUUAAAAGGGCCAGUUUACCAUGAGAACUGUGACUGUCCUUUGGAAGAUAGUGCAGCCUGGCUACAGGAGAUGAACUGCCCAGAAACCAUUGCUCAGAUUCAGAGAGAUCUGGCACAUUUUCCUACCAUUGAUCCAGAAAAGAUUGCAGCAGAAAUCCCAAAGCGAUUUGGACAAAGGCAGAGCUUGUGUCACUAUACCUUGAAGGAUAACAAGGUUUAUAUCAAGACCCAUGGUGAACAUGUAGGUUUUAGAAUUUUCAUGGAUGCCAUACUCCUUUCUUUGACUAGAAAAGUGAAGAUGCCAGAUGUGGAGUUUUUUGUUAAUUUGGGAGACUGGCCUUUGGAAAAAAAGAAAUCCAGUUCACUCAUCCAUCCAAUCUUUUCCUGGUGUGGUUCCACGGAUUCUAAGGAUAUCGUGAUGCCUACCUAUGACCUUACUGACUCUGUUCUAGAAACCAUGGGCCGAGUAAGUCUGGAUAUGAUGUCUGUGCAAGCUAACACGGGUCCGCCCUGGGAAAGCAAAAACUCCACAGCUGUCUGGAGAGGGCGAGACAGCCGCAAAGAGAGACUCGAGCUGGUUAAACUCAGCAGAAAACACCCAGAACUCAUAGAUGCUGCCUUUACCAACUUUUUCUUCUUUAAACACGAUGAAAGCCUAUAUGGCCCCAUUGUGAAACACAUUUCAUUUUUUGAUUUCUUCAAGCACAAGUAUCAAAUAAACAUUGAUGGCACUGUCGCGGCAUAUCGCCUGCCAUAUCUUCUUGUCGGCGACAGCGUUGUGCUGAAACAGGACUCCAUCUACUAUGAACACUUUUAUAAUGAGCUGCAGCCCUGGAAACACUACAUUCCCGUUAAAAGCAACCUGAGCGAUCUCCUAGAAAAACUUAAAUGGGCAAAAGAUCACGAUGAAGAGGCAAAGAAGAUAGCAAAAACAGGACAAGAAUUUGCAAGAAAUAAUCUCAUGGGUGAUGACAUAUUCUGUUACUAUUUUAAACUUUUCCAGGAAUAUGCCAAUUUACAAGUGAGUGAGCCCCAAAUCCGAGAGGGCAUGAAGAGGGUAGAACCACAGACGGAGGAUGACCUCUUUCCUUGCACGUGCCUUAGGAAAAAGGUAACCACAACUGGCCAAUGUCAGAGUAAGAACUAACCACUUGAGCAAGCUCUUAACCAACUGAGCCAUUCGGUCGGCCCCAAGUAAGAACUUUGAUCCAAGUCCUCAUUCAUUCCUUUAGUCAUUCAGUCAGGCAACAACUAUUUGAGUUUCUCCUGGAGCCUUCAUUCUCUUCUCAUAGAAUGAUACAGAUGAGAAUUACAAGGCAAAAAGGCGUUAAGAUUCAGUUAAGUGAGAAGAGUUCCUGGCAAAGUAGAGGAAAGCCUUUUUUAAUCUGAGAAUUCAGUCACAUGGCAUUUGAGUAGCUAUUUAAUGUUUGAAAAAUAUUUUCACAUGCAUCACCUAAUAGCCUCACCUCCUUCUGAGAUAGGUUUGGCAAAGUUUAUCAUUCCAAUUCAGAGAUGAAAACUUAUGUAACGGUUUUUAUUCAUUGAUUAUUCAUUGAAAAGCAAUCUCUGUUGAUACCACUCUAUACUGAUUUUGUUUGGAAAAGGCAGAUUCACAUAUGGACUUGUCAGGCUAAAAAGGAACUUAGAGGUCAUCCAUCCUUCAUUUUACAGUUAGCAAAACUGAGCCCAAAGGAGAACUUAGCUCAGAAUCAUCUAUCUGGAUUAUAGUAAAGCAAGGACCAAACACCAAUCCCUCAUCUUCAAAUUGUGUGCAUGGUUGUGUAUGAAGACAGUGCAGGAGGGGACAGUUGUUUUCAUUAUAGUUGUUUUCUCUUUGUAGGAGUGUAUAUUGUAUAAAAUUGUGAUUUUAUAUAUAUUAUGAUUAUAUAUAAUAUGUUGGCUUGACACUUUGUAAGCAGCAUCGUCAUGUCUCUGAAUGGAUAAACUGAAAAUUGUGGUAUUAUAACCAAAAAUGAGAAGGCAGGUUUGGCAAAUAUUAUGUCUGUCUCUCAAGCGGAGUUGAAAGGAAUAAGGUAACCAGAGGCCCAGUGGUGUGAUGGAACCAGCUCAUACAAGUUCAAUGACUGUUAGAUAUUUAAAAAUUUUGCAUAGUUGUUAAAUUUUGGUAGCUUGGAAUCCGCCUGGUGGGAGUAUUUACACCAUGACAACAGCACAUGCAACAAAUUAGAGUUUUGGUUGUUUUGGUUUUGUUUUGUAUUGUGAACUCAUUUGCUACUAACUAGCCCUCUAAAGUAGAACGUCAUCAACCUGAACCCCUGUCAGUGCUGCAAAGUCAUAAAGUAGUUAAAGCCAGUGACAAAACAAAUUGCCCUAAUUGAAAGGUACGCUCUCGUCAAGUUCAUAAUUUGGUAUCAGAAUGCUUCUGUGAGCUCCAAAUGAAACUGGGCAGCUUCCCUUCUCCACUCCUCUUUUUAUCUUUUAUCUUUGUCUAAGUGAUUUCAAGGGGUGCCAAAUGAUUCCACUGAGUUGUAGAAGUUAGAGGCUAGAAUGACAGCUUUGUUUACUUCUUCCUCAUUGUCUACCGUAGCCCCUCACUGAUACCAUUCAUAACACAAGGCCCUUUACAGUAACACAGACCCUUAGAUAUUCGAGUACCACAUUAGUAGCCCUAUAAAACACAAUGUAACUCUACCCUUAGGUGAUUCCAAAAAUAGUCCUAGAUCCUACAAGUCUCUGGCAGUAACUUGGCUGUUUCUCUUCCUUCUUUCAUCUUUAGGGGAAAACCAUUACUAGACUAAUGUAAGUCUUCCUGACUCAUAGAUACUUUUUGAUGGCUCUAAAUAUUUUGCUUCUUAAUUGCAGACCAAAGAUGAACUCUGAUAUGAAAAAUACCUUCCCUUCAAAUAAUGGUGCUCUGAAGACUCUUCUUAACUGAAAAAAAAAAAAAGAAUGUUUUUUAAAUAUUAAUUCCAUGAACAAUAUAAAAUCUGCUAUGUGAUUGUCUGGGUUAUGAAAAUAUGUUUCUUCUUAUUAUGCAGUAUUCCCAUGACUGUCCUGUAAAGCACACGUUUAGAAUUUUAUAAUAAAACCAUUUUUAUUUUAAA
This is a messenger RNA of Hipposideros armiger (great roundleaf bat), 3805 nucleotides long. RefSeq names its product protein O-glucosyltransferase 2 (gene POGLUT2). Gene Ontology annotation, cellular component: endomembrane system. NCBI's taxonomy places the organism in Eukaryota, Metazoa, Chordata, Mammalia, Chiroptera, Hipposideridae. Gene Ontology annotation, molecular function: protein binding; glucosyltransferase activity. The transcript is spliced from 9 exons. The record is from RefSeq and is a predicted model, not a curated record. The coding region runs from base 361 to 1887 and encodes 508 amino acids.